Molecule: messenger RNA, 314 nt
Organism: Protopolystoma xenopodis
Lineage: Eukaryota; Metazoa; Platyhelminthes; Monogenea; Polystomatidea; Polystomatidae
Source: the annotation of a GenBank genome assembly
AAAUCGGGAUAGGACUAUUAUGUUUUGGAAUUUUAUUCAUCUUUUUUGGUGUCAUCUUCAUGUUCGAUUCUGGGCUCUUGGCCCUUGGCAAUUUAAUGCUUUUGGCAGGCCUUGCCUUUUUAGUAGGUGCUCAAAGAUGUUUUGCAUUAUUUUUUCAACGACAUAAACUCAGAGGAACUUUGUUCUUUAUUGGAGGUAUCUUUGCUGUCUUUUUGCGAUUCCCAAUCAUCGGAAUGAUUUUGGAGACUUACGGGUUUUUUCACCUUUUCAGGGAUUUCUAUUUUUCUUCUAUGAACCCGAUUAAAUGCUUCUAA